This is a messenger RNA of Camelina sativa (false flax), 3979 nucleotides long. Lineage: Eukaryota; Viridiplantae; Streptophyta; Magnoliopsida; Brassicales; Brassicaceae. The record is from RefSeq and is a predicted model, not a curated record.
UUGUUGUGCGAUUGAGAACCUUCUUCACUGCCUUUCCAAAUCGGUGAUUCAGCCUUCCGUCGACGGCGGAUUUUAAUCGGUUUCUGGUCUCCUUUACCCAUGGCAGAUCCAGAUGUCUGGCUUGCUUUUCAAAACUUAAAUCAGGGUUUAGAUCGAAGCCCUCUUCAACUCUCGAGUGAAGCUCGGAGGAAGCGGGAUGAAGAGCAUAAACUCAGUCUUGUAGUCAAAGGUAUUCAUCCUUCACAAAAUCCAGCUGGAAUCAAGUUUAUGAUGCCAAAAAUUUAGAAACUGGAUGGACGAGUUACAAGUCAAAUCAAUGAAGAUGGUACUGUUCAGUUCUUCUUUAAGAAUGAACAUCAUCUGAAUAUGGUGUAUGAAGGUGGACCGUGGACCUACAAAGACUGGUUGGUGAUUGUGGAUAAAUGGAAUCGAAGACAAUACACAGAUUUCCUGAGCACCAUCAAGUUUUGGGUCAAGAUUCACAACAUACCUGAUGACUCCAAGAAUAACAGAGCAAUUAUCAAAAUUGGUGAACCUCUUGGCCAUGUAGAGGAAAUCUUCAUCCAACAACCGGACAUCAAUCAAGCUGGAGAGGUAAUGGCUCGUAUUAACAUAAAAGCUGAUAGUAGGCUCAUAUUUGCUCGUUAUUUCCAUUUUGAAGACCAUGGAGAUCCUACCCUUAUUCGUUACACGUUUGAGAAGCUAAGGAAGUUUUGCUCUGCUUGUGGAAGUCUUGCCCAUGUUGUUGCGGUAUGUUCCUCUCAAACCCAAGAACUGGAGUAUAAUACUCAAGAGCACCAAUCUGUUUACCACUUGGACAACACUCAAAAUUCUAUUGAAGAAGCAAUCAAUGAUGACCUUAUGGGAGAAACAGAUAGUCCUAACUUAAAUGUAAACACUUUGGAGAAGCCCCAACAAUCUGAUGAAGCAGAAGAAUCUAUGGACUACAUGCAACAUGAUGUUCCUCAAAGGCAUUCUAAUAAGGCUCUUACUAUAUGUGAAGUAGGUGCAUCUUCGGCUGCAGAUGUUGACUUGGGUACUGCACUAGAGAGAGGAACUAAACGUAAAUUAGCUAUGGUGGAUAUAGAGGUACCGCUUUAAUAUCAAGAAGAAGAACAUCAGAUAUUUCUGAAGACAAGGCUAAAGAGGAGGUGGAAACCCCAAAGCCACCAUCUCCAAGAUGAGAAUUUUGCACUGGAAUUGUCAGGGUUUGAGGAACCCCCUGACAAUUCCUUAUCUGAAGGAUAUCCAUCAUAAGUAUAAGAUUGAUAUCUUGUUCCUUGUAGAAACUAAGAAUAAAGAUCCUUUUGUGCAGCAACUAGGUAAUGAUCUUCGCUUUAAUCAUCACCUUUUGGUAUCUCCGGUUGGUCUUAGUGGAGGACUGACAAUUUUUUGGAAAGAUACAAUACAAUGUGAUUUUCUUUUGGCUCCAACACUCCACUACACGGAUAUGCGUAUUAAGGAUGGGCAGUCUACCUUCUGCUUAUCAUAUGUUUAUGGCAAUCCCCAAAGAAAGCCAAGACAGCUCCUCUGGAAUACUAUGGAGAAUCUAGCAAAACAGGGUGUCUAUGAUGAUGAACCGAGAGUGGUGCUGGGAGAUUUUAAUGAGAUUCAAAACAGUAUGGAGAAGCUUGGAGCUUUUGUAAAGCAUGAAUGGCAAUUUACAAAUUUUAGAAGAAUGUUAAAUGCCUCAGGUCUUCAUGAAGUUAAAACAUAUGGAGGUCCUUACACUUGGAUUGGGAACAGAAGCACUGGUACUGUUAAAUCUAAAUUAGAUAGAGUCGUGGCCACAACAGAAUGGAAGGAACAAUUCCCAAGAGCCUCAGUGCGAUUGCUUGAAUGGGUGGGUUCGGAUCAUAAACCAGUGAUGUUGCAAACUGAAGAUAAUAGAUGGAGAGGAACUAAACUUUUCCGAUAUGAUAAUCGGUGGCAUUUCAACCAAGAUGUGUACCAAGUUAUCCAAAACACAUGGAGCCAAAGCUGUAAUCAUUUACCACCACAUCAAUUUAGAGAAGCUUUAUUGAGAUGUAGAAAUAGCCUCUCUUGGUGGAAAUCGGAGCAAGGCCAUAACUUACAGAAAAAGAUUAUGCAACUUCAAGGUGUUAUUCAAAAAGCGUAUGAUUCACACUCUCCUGAUUUCAGCUAUAUUGCAACACUCGAAAUUCAGUUGCAACAUGAAUAUAGGAUGAAAGAGGAAUAUUGGCGCACAAAGAGUAGAGAACAAUGGAUGUAAGCUGGUGACAAGAAUACAAGGUUCUUCCAUGAAAAAACAAAACAAAGACGAAGUCAGUACCGCAUUACCUCUAUUCAAGAUGAGAAUGUGAACAAUUAGAAGCAAUCAUCCAGCACGUCCACCCAAGAGUCACUCCAGAAAUGAAUCAAAAGCUGACAGCUCCAGUAAUGGAAGAAGAAAUUUUCUCAACACUCUCCCACAUGAAUGUUGAUAAAGCACCUGGACCUGAUGGCUUAAAUGCAGGCUUCUACAAGUAUCAUUGGAGCACUAUCAAAGCAGGGGUGAUAAGAGAAAUGGUGCCAAUGGAUCAUGAAGUGUAUUACAUCGGUUUCCUAUUCAGUACUCAUUAAUGGAUCACCUACAAAGGAAAUUAUUCCACAGAGAGGCCUGCGACAAGGCUGAUGAAGAAGAAUGUCGGAAAAUCCUCUCCCUUCUUAAGAUCUAUGCUUCAGCUUCAGGUCAAUAUGUUAAUUUCCAAAAGUCAGCCAUACUAUUCGAGGAUGCAAUCUAAACUGGAAAGUUGGUAUCUAAACUAUUAUCACCAGGAGGCAAAGAGGACAAAUAAGAAAGUUCUGGUGGUCUAAUACAAAAGAUAAGCAGAAGAUCCCAUAGGUUGCAUGGAAGAAAAUCACAAAGCUGAAGCAAUAUGGAGGAUUGGGCUUUAGAGACCUUCAUCGCUUUAACAUUGCAUUGCUAGCAAAACAGACUUGGCGCAUGCUAAAGGAACCACAUUCUCUUCUACGACGAGUCCUACAAGCUAAAUAUUUCUCAAAAACUGAAAUGAUGGAUGCCAAAUUAGGUUUUCGUCCCAGUCAUGCUUGGAGAAGCAUAUUCCAGGGUAUAAAUCUCAUCAAGCAAGGACUAAAAUGGAGGAUUGGUAAUGGAGACAAGGUCAGAACUUGGAAUGAUCCUUGGAUUGACAAUCCUCCCAUACCAGCUAGAUGUCUUUCACAACACAAGUCUGAACAUUUUAAAGUCUCAAGUCUCAUGAAGCCAAAUUCAACACAAUGGUGCCCAGAGCAGCUAAAGAGGAUGGUACACCCGGAGGAUAUCAGUCAUAUUCAAAAAGUCAGGCCUAUCAUCACCAAGGCCUCUGAUAUGCCUGUGUGGAUUUUUACAAGACAUGGCCAAUACACUGUCAAAUCCGGGUAUCAUCAAAUCACCAAGAGUAGCAAGAGAAACAUGGGAAUUGUCACCUAUCAGCCUCCAACCAGGAUAUGGAAAGAGGCUAAUACUACUAUAACGCCUUGGAAUGAAGUCCAUCUGGAUAAAAGGAGUCUAGACAAAUCUAGAACAGAAACAAUCCACAAUCAGCCUCAUCCAUUUUAUUGUUGCACAGAUGGAUCAUGGGUUGAUGCUACUAGCAAAGCUGGAAUUGGAUGGUCUUUUCAUAACGCACAUGGCAAAUGCAUCCUCAAAGGUUCUUCAGCCAUAGAACCUACAUGCUCACCACUUGAAACGGAGGCUAUUGCGCUAAGGGAGGCUCUCAUUCAGGUCAAGCGCCUUAACUAUCAACCAGUAACUUUCUGUGGGGAUUCAAGAGUACUUUACAAGUAUCUGGAGCAAUAUACAAGAGAAAAACGGAAACCAGCGGAUAUUUCAGAAAUUCGAACAUAUUUGGAGGAUAUAUUGGCUUUCACUAAUGUCUCGCACCGUUUUCUUUACAUCAAUAGGAAGGAUAAUGAUAUAGCUGAUAGAUUAGUUAAGACUGCUAGAAUAGUGAAUUCUUUUGUCACUAUCUUUUGA